GACCGACUCCUCCCUCCCUCUCUCUCUCUCUCUCUCUCUCUCUCUCUCACACACACACACGCACGCACAUUGCUUCUCUGUAGAACUGGCAUAUCAAGGGUUCAAACUGUUGAAUUUAUCCGAAUCGUCUUCGUGAUUGUCUUGCCACUUUCGCAUUGUUUUGAAUUGGUUCGAAUCUUCUUCUUUCAAGAGUAAUUGUUGAAAGGUAUCGCAGUAAUUGAAAACUUGUUUCUUCUGGUCCUUUAUAGGUAACUAAUUAAUUAGUGAAGAAUCAUAGCCUCUUCUUAAUUUACAAUACAAUCAAACAAGAACUGGUCUAUGGGUAUGUAUACCGUAUACGUCUAGGAGAUAAUGCGUUCAGAUAUUUCAGUGAAAUGGCGGGAACAACUGAACCAGAUUCCGAGGAAUCGCAGAGAAACGAGGGAUGCUCCUUCGUAUGGGAUGACACAACUCAGCUAUACUACCAUCCCAGUAGUGGAUUUUACCAUGAUCCCGCUGCGGGCUGGUAUUACAGUAGUACAGAUGGUGUCUACUACAAAUUUGAAGAUGGGAAUUAUGUGCUAUUGGAAUCUGCCCAGGGCGAUUCAUCAGAAAUGUUUCAGUGUGUAGACAGUGUUCAGAAUUCUGCUCAAGAUGAGCCUGGCCUGCUUGUAACUUCUCCUAAAGGUGAUUUGGAAGCAUAUAAAGUAGGAACUGUUUCUGAGGAACCAUCUGCAGCCCACAUUGAGUGCAACAUCAGUCCAAUGCUUGAUUGUCCACCUCCACCAUCAGAAUGGUUGGAAGAUACACUUAUUGAUCUUUAUUUGUCUGGAUAUUCCAACCAAGAAACUGAUGCUGAACAUGGUGUGAGUAUGCCCAUGGAUACAGAUCAUGGGGAUUGCGUAGAUGCAGGAAACUACAAUAAUAAACUACAAGAAGGUGAAUGGAUUCCGGAUGAAGAUCCUGGAGUAAAUGAUUCAAGUGGAAUUGUCUCAGAUGAAGGUACUUCUUGGGAGGAAGAGAACUGGCAUGCUCAGUAUGGUCAAGUUGUUCGUUCUGGCGAAGAGUCAGUUCCAGAUUUCCAAGCAAUAGAUCUAUGGGAUUGGGCAAUGGUCAGAGGAACCCGAAGGGAUGGAAAAAAUCAGGUGGUGAGGUUGGUUGGGCGAUUGAUGAGACAAUCUGCUAGGCUUCAUCCCUCAAUGCCUUUGGGUGGCAGUCUACUUAAAACUGCUCCAAUUAGUGAAGUGCAUCUUGAUCUGGUACGAGUUACAUCAGGGCAGGUGUAUAAGUUGAGGAGUCCUAGUGCAAGGCACUUGGCCUCCUUGUCAACUUAUGAUUCCUCCAACCCAACUAAUGAUUGGGGCUUCCCAGAAUUGUCAAUUGAAAAUCAAAUCCAAACCACACCAUCAUCCAAUGGAAACUGCGAACCAAAGCUGGUAAAGGGAGCCGUCAUUCACAAGGAUUUGCCUUCAUUGCCAGGUCAAACAGGUGCAUCCAAAAAUCAUGGGGGUAAUGCAUACAGGGAUAGAGCUGCUGAGAGGAGAGCCUUGCACGGCAGUUUUGGUGUGGGUCCAGGACAAAAGAAGUCAGCUGUUAUUGACGAUUCUGCACCAUCAUCUCCUGUCUCUGCUGAGGAAGCCGCAGGUGAAGCCUUGAACAAUUCGUUCGGAGUUGGUAGUUAUGCGAGAAGAAUUCUUGAAAGCAUGGGCUGGAAGGAGGGCGAGGCACUUGGCAGCAGCACAAAGGGUUUGGUGGAACCGUUAAAGGCGGUCGGAAACAAAGGAAACGCAGGUUUAGGUUGGGAUCACAGCAGAAGAGGGAAUGUCUGAACCUUGUUGGCAUCAUCUUCCUUUACUAGUCUGUGUUUGGUCGACACAGAUAUACGUAAAUACAUCUUAGUGCCUUUCCCAGUAGAACCUCUUACUAGAUAACCUGAGGAGGAAGUAGUUCCAACACAUGAGAUAGUCAUGAACACAUUCUCCUAACUUGUUUUUAUCUGUUUUACUUUUUGCUGGGAAUUAGGAAAAUAAGAAGAAAACACAUGAAUCUUUCUUGGGAAGAGGUUUUUUUAGAAGAAUUGCUGAAUAUCCAACAUUGCUUGGAAUUGAGAACA
Rhododendron vialii is the source of this 2092-nucleotide messenger RNA. RefSeq lists its product as uncharacterized. Gene Ontology annotation, molecular function: RNA binding. The record is from RefSeq and is a predicted model, not a curated record. Gene Ontology annotation, cellular component: nucleus. Bases 375 to 1808 code for a protein of 477 amino acids. The transcript is spliced from 10 exons. Gene Ontology annotation, biological process: mRNA splicing, via spliceosome. Lineage: Eukaryota; Viridiplantae; Streptophyta; Magnoliopsida; Ericales; Ericaceae.